AUGUGCCCUUUAAUUAACAUGGCCGCCUUCAAAGGAGCAGAUGGAAAGCUAUGGUGUGAAUUGUUGUCUUCUGAUAAGAACAGAGACUCCGCGAACCACAAAGAAAACACAAGGUCGCUUCAUUUGUUUAUUCAGGUAGACACUUAUUUAUGAAACACUAAAACAGCUUGUAGUUUCAUGCAACUAAUUAAAAAAAUUCACUUGUUUUACCGAUCAAUUUUGUUUUCAUUUAAGUCUCCUUGUUGUUCUUCGCCAUGUCAAAACGGAGGAACCUGUAUCUCGAGUUUCAAAUACAAUUCUUGCGACUGUCUCUGUGAACAAAGUUUCGCAGGAGAAUAUUGCAAGAAA
Molecule: messenger RNA, 348 nt
Organism: Pocillopora meandrina
Lineage: Eukaryota; Metazoa; Cnidaria; Anthozoa; Scleractinia; Pocilloporidae
Source: the annotation of a GenBank genome assembly